Linepithema humile (Argentine ant) is the source of this 6087-nucleotide messenger RNA. It is a transcript of the gene arr, whose product is annotated as low-density lipoprotein receptor-related protein 6. The record is from RefSeq and is a predicted model, not a curated record. Gene Ontology annotation, biological process: canonical Wnt signaling pathway. NCBI's taxonomy places the organism in Eukaryota, Metazoa, Arthropoda, Insecta, Hymenoptera, Formicidae. Gene Ontology annotation, molecular function: Wnt-protein binding; Wnt receptor activity.
AUUUACAUUGCGUUCGAUAUCGAUGACCAAUAAAAAACAUCUAUUUUUUUGUUCCUAGAAAACAAAGUUUUUUAUUGGAUAUCGGAGACAAGAACUAUUUGUCCACAUUGUCAAAUGUUGACUUCACUUUCUACAUUUGUCGUGUUCGAUGGCAAAGUCGCGUCAUUGUAUGUUGAGGUGAUGUGUGAUUGUUUGGUUUUUCGUUGCGCUUGAAUGGCUGGAGACGCGAGGAAGGUGAACAUCGUGCUGUUUUUAGAGCUUUUUACUGUUUACAUGACGAUUAGAUGAUACGCGAACGUAGUUACACCAUCGCGUGAAUGCAACCUGGUGUUGCGAGAUCGAGAAUGCUUGAGUCUCGCGAUUAAAACGGUCAUGUUCGCGAGGAGCGUGUUAUCUGUCGCUUGCAUUCUGAGCAGCGGCGUUUUUUGUUAUAAUGGCACACCCAAUUUUCUCUUUACCACUCAUAAAGAUAUCAGGAUUGCCAAUGCAUCGCGCAGUAACAAUAUCAUUGUCAAGGAUCUGUCGGAGGGUGCAGCACUGGACUUCUAUUAUGAGCGCAGGCUGAUCUGCUGGUCCGACAGUGUUCUAGAGAUGAUACAAUGUGUGCGUUUUAAUGGCACACAUAUUGGUGAACGUACCGUAGUGGCAAAUACUAGCUUGACAUCACCUGAUGGUCUUGCUUGCGACUGGUAUACAGAUAAGCUAUACUGGACUGAUGGUGAGAAGAAUCGGAUCGAAGUGACCAGUGUGGAUGGCCGCAACAGGAAAGUGCUCUUCUGGACGGAUAUCUAUCAGCCGCGCGGAAUCGUCGUGACACCGAUGCGCAGCAUCCUCUUUUGGACCGAUUGGGGCGACGUGCCAAAGAUUGAGCGUGCUGCGAUGGACGGCGAUCCGAGCACUCGCCAAGUUAUUGUGUCUGAAGACAUAUUCUGGCCGAAUAGUUUAACAGUCGACUACGAUAGGGAGCUCUUGUAUUGGGCGGAUGGUCGACUGCGCUUUAUCGCCGAAAUGGAUUAUCACGGCCACAAGCGGCGCAAGAUCGUCAGCAAUUUGGACUAUCCGUUCGCCGUCACAUACUUUGACCAACGACUCUACUGGACCGACUGGAAGACCUGGGGCAUUCAUUCGUACGACAUGACACAGUCGCAGUCACAUCAGCGGGAACUCUUUCAUGGAGAAUACAUUCCUGGUGACAUCAAAGUCUGGAACGCAAGGCGACAGCCCCACGGCGACAAUCCUUGUCGGCGAAACAACGGCAACUGCUCACACCUGUGUUUGUUGAGUAUGGCACCACGCGGUUACAGCUGCGCUUGCUCUACGGGCGUUAAACUACUCGAUAACUAUACGUGUGCUCAGGGCCCGCAGGAAAUAUUACUAAUUGUCCAGCGUAACGAGAUUAACCGAAUAUCUCUCGACUCGCCCGAUUAUACCAAUUUUGUGCUGCCACUCGUCGGUCUCAAGCACGCGAUCGCGAUUGACUUUGAUCCCGUGGACAAGAUGCUGUACUGGACUGACGAACAGGCGCGCGCUAUCAGACGCGCCUAUCUCAACGGCUCCAAUCAGCAGGACGUAAUCAGCACAGAGGUGGCGAAUCCGGAUGGCAUCGCGAUCGAUUGGGUCGCGCGCAACAUGUUCUGGACCGACACCGGGACGGAUCGGAUCGAAGUGGCGCGGUUGGAUGGUACUUACCGGCGGGUGGUGGUGAACGAAGAUUUGGUUGAACCGCGGGGAAUCGCGGUCGCGCAUGAGCUCGGCUGGAUGUUCUGGACCGACUGGAAUGAGAAGCGGCCUAAGAUUGAGCGCAGCAAUCUCGACGGUGGCGAACGCAAACUGCUGAUUAGCAAGGACAUUGUCUGGCCAAACGAUAUCGCUCUGGAUCUCAAACGUAUGAGGCUCUACUGGUGCGACGCUAAGACCGACAAGAUCGAGAUGUCCAACAUGGAUGGCAGCGACCGGCGUGAAGUCAUCACCGACAAUUUGCCGCAUCCAUUCGGUCUGAGCCUGAUGGGCGAUUAUCUCUACUGGAGCGACUGGCAACGACGCAGUAUCGACCGAGCGCACAAACUCACUGGCAGCGAUCGCGAGGUCAUCAUCGAUCAAAUGCCCAAUGUGAUGGGAAUCAAGGCCGUGCACCUCCGUCAGCUGGAGAAGAGUAACUCGUCGUGUGCGCGCGAUAAUGGCGGUUGCAGUCAUCUCUGUUUGAACAGGCCUCACAACAGGUACAUCUGCGCUUGCCAGAUGGGCUAUGAGUUAACUAAGGAUAAACGUUCGUGUAUCGUGCCAGACGCCUUUUUGCUGUUCGCCAAGAAAGAGAAUGUCGGCCGGAUCAGCAUCGAGAAUACUAACAACGACAACGUCAUCCCCGUCACUGGUAUUAAAGACGCCAGCGCGCUGGAUUUUGACUUGCGCGAGAACCGCAUUUAUUGGACCGACGUUAAAUUAAAAGCCAUCAUACGCGCUUUCAUAAACGGAUCAGACAUGGAAAAAAUGGUCGAUCUUGGUCUGGAGUCUCCGGAGGGCCUCGCGCUCGAUUGGAUCGCGCAUAAUCUUUAUUGGAGCGAUACCGGAACGCGCAGAAUAGAAAUGAUGAGGCUGGAGAGCGGUAGCAGGAAAGUACUCGUGUGGCAAAAUCUCAUUGAACCCAGAGGCCUGGCUCUAGAUCCGGAGAGAGGAUAUAUGUACUGGGCCGAGUGGGGCAAUUACGGCAGCAUCGAGAAGGCUCUAUUGGACGGUACGCAGCGGCAGGCGAUCGUCACGCACAUCGGCAAGGCAAACAGUCUGACUAUCGAGCACGCUGCGCGCAAACUGUACUGGACCGAUCUCUCCACGCCCGCGAUUGUUCGCUACGAUCUACCAACGCGGCGCAAGGAAACAAUCAUCUCGCGCGACAUACCUUACCCGUUCAGCGUGACGCAGUAUCGCGAUUACAUCUACUGGUCGGACUGGAACACCGGUCACAUCGAGCGGGCGGACAAGAACACCGGGACGAAUCGCACCAAAAUUCACGACCGACUAGACUCGGUGACUGAUCUGAAGGUGUUUCACGCGUCGCGACAGGCCGGUCGGAAUCCGUGCGCGAUCAUGAACGGCAACUGCAGCCACAUCUGCAUCGCGUUGCCGGGACCGAACGGUAACGCCUCCGUUACUCACAGGUGUGCGUGUCCCACGCAUUACAGCUUAUCGCACGACAAUCGGACGUGUACAGCGCCCCGGCACUUUAUGAUCUACAGCCUGCGUAACGUGAUAGCACGAUACCUACCGGAUCAGGAGAACGAUUGUCCGGAUGUAGUGCUGCGCGUCCCUGGUCUGAAGAAUGUCCGCGCAAUCGAGUUUGACCCGGUGACGCAGCACAUCUAUUGGAUUGAUGGUCGCUCUAUGACGAUCCGUCGCACCCCCGAAAACCGCACGCAGCAGCAGCACAAUAGCAUGGUCGUGGUGUCCUUUGGUAACAACGGACAUCCUUUCGAUCUCGCGUUGGAUCCGCUUGGUCGAUUGCUCUUUUGGACCUGCAUAAUAAACGAUGCCGUGAACGUCACGCGACUGGACAACGGUUCUGCGCUAGGGGUCGUGGUGAAAGGGGUCGACGGCGAGAAGCCGCGCAACAUUGCGGUUCACUCACGGCUGCGGCUACUCUUCUGGACGGACGUGGGUAAGAAGAUGCGAGUGAUGCGGAGCAAGAUGGACGGCAAGGAGCGUCACUUGAUUGCCGGCGAUCUGCCGGAGCAACCGAUCGGCCUGGCGGUCGAUACCGCCACCGACACCGUCUACUGGGCGUACGGCAGGCAAAUCGAGCGUUCCGACUUUCACGGCGGCAAUCGCAAAAUUCUGGUGACCUCCAUCACGCAGCAGAGCUCGUCUGUGUAUCUGGCCGUGUUCUUCGAUCACCUUUACUGGUACGAUCGCGACGCACAGGUGCUCGAACGAGUCAACAACACAUCCGGCGCGGAAAGCAGGCGUAGCACACUGAUGUCGACGAGUCGCGCGCUUACGGAUCUCAUUGCAGUCAACGAACCUGAGAGUUUGCUAAUGGAGACGCACGUGUGCAGCCCCUUCAACGACUAUGGCGGUUGCUCGCACUUCUGCGUCGGCACCAACACCGCCUCCAGCGCCGCCGUCGACGAUAACGGCGCCUCGAUGUCAUCACCGCGUUGUUCUUGUCCCUGGUCUCUCGUUCUGUCUGACGAUGGUCGCACCUGCCGCGCGGCACCCGCCUGCGGAAACGAUCACUUUACUUGCGCCGCGCCGAGCUCGGCCUCAGCUAAAGACUGCAUACCAGCUGGAUGGAAGUGCGAUGGCCAAACGGACUGUCCGGAUGGCAGCGACGAACUGGGAUGUCCAUCUUGCAAGCGUGACCAGUUCAGAUGUCAGAAUCAUUGCAUCGAUAUGUCUUGGGUAUGCGAUGGAACGCCACAAUGUUCCGACGGAUCGGACGAAGCGCACUGCUGCCGAAACGGGCAAUUUCAGUGCGUCGGAAACGGCGUCUGUAUCCCUGGGACAGCUCUUUGCGAUGGCUGGGAUGAUUGCGCCGAUGGUAGUGACGAGUUACCGCCAGCUUGCACGAGCCCACACAAUCCGCAUCGUCAGGACGCAGGACCUGGGAUCGGCGGCGAAUCCAGGAAAAUAACUUACGUUAUCGUCAUUCUGGUUGUGGUACUCGUAGGCGCUGCGGUUAUUUUGACCUACUAUUAUUGCCGCAAGAGGUUUACCGGAAACGAAGGUUUGCCCGACAUACUGCACGAUUCGGCUGGAGAUCCGUUGUCACCAAAACCCAAUCGAGUAGUAAAGCCAAUGUUCGCUUCGCAGAAAAAUAAUAGGAAAGAUGGUGGAUCUGGAGGGGUAGGAAGCGGGUUGAAGGGUGGAAUGGAUGCUGUAAGAAUGUCCAUGCUGAAUGGUAGUAGCCUCGGAUCGAGUUACGACCGCAGUCACAUCACAGGUGCGUCGAGCUCGACCAGAGGCAGCUCAACAGGUGGAUAUCCCCAGGAGACAUUGAAUCCACCGCCAAGUCCGGCGACGAUUGCCAGCUCGACUCGAUGCUCGAGCAGCAACGCGUCGCGCUACAAGCCGUAUCGGCACUAUAGGAGCAUCAAUCAACCGCCGCCACCGACUCCGUGCAGCACCGACGUCUGCGACGAAUCAGACAGCAAUUAUCCGGCGCGCUAUCGAUACGAGAGCGAGCCUUUUCCGCCGCCGCCCACACCGCGCUCUGUUUACCACAGCGAUGCGGCGAUCAGCUGCCCGCCGUCCCCUAGCUCUCGAUCAUCUACGUAUUUCAGUCCUUUGCCACCGCCACCGUCGCCAGUGCCGUAAAAUGAAUCGCGAGGUAAAUACAGAUGACACUAUGGCGCUUUCGCACUUAUCGGCGUUUCAGAAUUUUGUCAUUGAUUUCUUGAUCCUCAAAUUCAUAACGAUCAUAGCGAUUGAGGGUUUAAUAUAAAAAAAGUACGACAGAAAUACAUCGGUUUUUAAUAAAUUUGAUUGUUUGUAUUGAUGCACAUAAAAGAUUAUCGUAUACUAAUUUACGUAAAGACAUAACAUAUAUAUAUAUAAGCAAUUGGAUUUACAUAAAAUAAAAAGCAGCAUAAAUUACUAAGAUGUGUAGUAAAUCGUAUGCUGGACGUUUCACAAGUCAGAAUGUUUAUAUUACAUUUUUACGCAUAUAUUAUGUUUUUAUAUAUCAUUAGUAGUCUUACGUAGAUUUAGCAUACAAUAGACUCAUAAAUGCGUCAGUAGUCCUCUGUGGUAAAAUAACAGUUUGCUACAAAGAAUUAAGGCAAAUUAUGAAACGCGCUGAGACAGAGCAUGGAGGCGCCUCUGUGUUACAAUUUAACGUUUUGCAUUUAUUAAUCUUUAAUGUGACAAAAGUUAAUUUUCGAUGACUUUUGCACAUACACACGCAAGAACUACUUUAUUCGUUAAAUUUAUCGAUCUUUUAUACAAAUAACUAAUUAAUGGCCAAUUUUUAGAUAAAACUUUUGUUACGCUAAUAAUAAUGGCAAUAAGUGAUCUUCCUUUAAUCUUCUCAGCUAAUUUAUAGAAGCUGAGAAGCUUAUUAAAGUUGUCUGAAAAAAUAAUCGCAUAUUAUUAUAG